Molecule: messenger RNA, 189 nt
Organism: Ilex paraguariensis (yerba mate)
Lineage: Eukaryota; Viridiplantae; Streptophyta; Magnoliopsida; Aquifoliales; Aquifoliaceae
Source: the annotation of a GenBank genome assembly
AUGGUAAUGCAUUUACUCAGAAGCAGCGACAUUAGAGAAGCUUGCUUGAUGGGUCAGCAGUUUCUAAACCACCAAGUCCUCAUUGAGAGUGAUUGCAAGGUGUUCAUUUCUCUGUGCUGGGGAGAAGAUCUCUGUGCUGGGGAGAAGACGUUCCCCGUUGGAAAUUAUGACUUUCGUGGAGGACAUUAA